AUGUUCUACGCUCCCUCAAACCUGAAAUUUAUCAACGUCAAUGUCAAUGGCUACAACUACGUCGCGCUCCUUGACACCGGUGCUUCAAAGACCUGUAUCAAUUCAAGUCUUCCGUUCGUCUACAACACCAAACCAUCAAAAGUGGAAAUUAUUUGUGCAAAUAACCAAUUUAUCCGACCGUCAACACUCGCCGAACCAAUCAAAAUGACAGUCCAAACAAUCGGCGACGGAAAACUCUCCCUGAUCAUAAACCCACUUGUUGUCGACUCACUUUGUGUUCCUGUCCUUAUUGGCUGCGACCUCCUCAAAGAUGUUGCUUUUCCUGAUAAGAAAUUUAUUGUUUGGAAAAACAAACAAGUCCGGACAAUAAGACCCGAUGAGAACUCAAAAUAUUGCAAUGUCAAUGCAAUUGUCGAGAUCAAAGAUUCUAAAACUGAAAGGGAAUCCCUAGAAUCAUUCCAAAGAUUACGAAGUCAAAAGGCUGAAAUAAUGAAUUUCAAACCGGAAAUUGGCUCAUUCGGCGACACGACUUCGGAGCAAGAAGGAAAACUGAUUGAUCUCGUUGGCAAAUAUAAACUUGCCUUCUCAAUGGGUGAAGAUGACCUUGGAAAACUUCAUUAUUUCCGGUUCACCCUACCUAUGCUUGAUGAAUCUCAGACAACACACCAACCUCCUCGCCCAAUACCGAUUCACAUGAGAGAUCAGGUUAGCAAAGAGAUUGAGCGAUGGAAAAGUCUGGACAUCAUCAGAGAGACAUCGUCUGGUUUCAAUAUACCGCUGAUUAUUCUGAAGAAACACGAUGGCUCUAUAAGGAUUUCUCUUGAUGCAAGAUCCUUAAACAAACUCAUUCAACAAGAUCGGUUCCCGCUGCCUCACUUGUCUGUGGUAUUGACAGAUAUCGGAACUCGUCUUUCAAAUGGGAACUCAUGCUUCAUCAGUCAAAUUGAUUGCCACCGAGGGUAUUGGCAAAUACAAACUGCCGCUGAAGAUUCCCACAAGCUCGCUUUCUCCUUCAACAACAAACAUUAUGCCGCCCAACGUAUGCUUUAUGGUGUAUCAACAGCUCCGAGUGCCUUCUCAAGAAUCAUGCAGAAAUUACUAGACCACCCAAGCAUUCUUUUAUACUUGGAUGAUAUAAUCUGCAUUGACAAUUCCUUUGAGAAACACCUUGAAACACUGGAAUUCAUCUUCAAGACCUGCGUUAAUAAUGGCCUGCUCCUCUCACCAAAGAAAUGUUUUCUAUGCCGAACUGAGGCCGACUUUCUUGGCUACUCAAUAAGCAAAGACGGUGUUCGACCAACUGACAAACAUCUCGAGACCAUCAAGAACUUAAAAGCUCCAAAGUCAAAGAGCGAAGUAAAACGCCUCUUGGGAGUAUUCAAUUACAACAUCAAGUUCAUAAGAGACGGAAGUGCCAUUUUGCAACCUCUUUACGAUCUCACAUCAAAGAAUGUUGAAUUUCAAUGGGCUGACAAACAUGAGCACGCUUUCCAAACAAUAAAGAAUGAAUUGUUGAUGAAGCCAUCACUGUCCCACUUUCAACUUGGAAAACCCUUGAUUUUGGUCACCGACAGUAGUGGAAAGAAAGUUGGCGGAAUCCUCUAUCAAAGAAUUGGUGAAAAUCUCAACAUUUUGGGCUACUUCUCGAAAGCUCUCAAAGAACCUGACUUGAAACGAUCUAUGAGGAUCAAAGAGUUAUUUGCACUGGCAUUCAGCAUUUCCCAUUUCGAGUAUUUCCUCCUUAAUACACAUUUCACCUGCGUUGUGGACCAUAAAUCACUAUGUUAUUUGUUUAAAGAGCAGCGAGACUACAAAAACAACGAUAUCAAAUUAACAAACAUCCACAACUACUUGCUUAAAUUUAAUUUCACGAUCCUUCACGAGCCUGGCACAAGCCCGAUCAUGUGUACUGCUGAUUAUCUCUCACGUCUAGAGGCUUCAUCAAGCGAUGACCUUGAGAGUGACUCAAUGAAAUUUGAGGAUAUUCCCGAGACUGUGUUCGCCUUCCACACAAGAAUGACAGCUAGCAAAGAGAGCGUCUUCUCAUUUGGUGAACAAAACUUUACCGCGAAAGAGUUAUCCGAACUUCAAAGGAAUUGUGUGAAGUCAAGAAACCUUAUUGAAAAAUGUGGACGCAAUCCAAAAUCACCCUUUCAAACAAAGGACGGGUUACUUUACAAAGAUAAUCGACUUGUCCUUCCUGAAGAUCUAAGCAAUGAAUUCAUUUCCUUUCUUCAUUGCUACACGUGCCAUGCUGGUAGCAAACAAUUAAACAUGAUGUUAAAACGGUUUUUCAUCCACGACGUGCAAACAAAACCCGUGAGAUAA
This is a messenger RNA of Oikopleura dioica, 2328 nucleotides long. The record is from the annotation of a GenBank genome assembly. NCBI's taxonomy places the organism in Eukaryota, Metazoa, Chordata, Appendicularia, Copelata, Oikopleuridae.